AUGCCCCCCACCAACCCCCAACACCCCAUCCUCCACACCCCCAGCACCGCCCUCUCCACCUCCGGCAACCAAACCACCGGCAUGAUCCGGCAAAAGGCCCUCGUCAACGCCUGCUCCAACAUCUGCGCCUCGCGCAUGAUCGCGAAACCCCACACCGCCUCCGCGGUCCACCACCACGGCGAGGAGAACACGAUUGUGUUUGCGCAUGCCGGGCACGGCGCGAUUGUGAGUGAGGGCGGGAGGAAGAGGGUGGAGUUGAUGCCGGGGGAUUAUGCGUUGAUUCCGGCUUAUGCUGAGCAUCAGGAAGUUAACGAUUCUGACGAGGACGUCGUCUGGGCGAUUGUGAGGAGUGGCAAGGAGCCGAUUGUCGUCAAUCUAGAGGGUUGGGGGACGAGUUGA
This is a messenger RNA of Zasmidium cellare ATCC 36951, 399 nucleotides long. RefSeq lists its product as uncharacterized. The record is from RefSeq and is a predicted model, not a curated record. The transcript has 2 exons. The coding region runs from base 1 to 399 and encodes 132 amino acids. Lineage: Eukaryota; Fungi; Ascomycota; Dothideomycetes; Mycosphaerellales; Mycosphaerellaceae.